GACUCCGCUCAGAAUUUGCUCCUCGAGGCCCAGAUUCACACACACACACUCCGACUGACCUCUGCUGUAACCAUGCCAACCACCGUACUGGGAUUGCUGGGAGUUUUGCUCUGUGCCCUUGCCGUUACCUCUCAGGUCACACCACAGAAAGACCUCAAAAGGUUUUUCACAGAAACUACUGGAGAGUCCGUCGCUGGAGAAUGGAGCCCAUUGAUUGUCACUGAAGAUGUGGAGAAGAUCCUCUAUGAGGUGAAGCCAGACAUAGAGAAGGCAGUUGGAACCCAUUUUCAUGUUUUCAUUCCAAUAUCCCAUAGGUUUCAGAUUGAGGAAGGAAUAAACUAUGUGGUCAUGGUGUACACUGGGGGAAAUACUUGCGUUUAUGCAAUGAUAUCUCAAGCUUUCCCGUGGCAUGGAGGGGAACUGUCUGUGCCUGAAGUCCUGUACCCUGAACCCUGCAUUGACUGGUCCCCUUCUCAACACUUCUAACCGCAUGCAGAAAAUAGUCUGAUAUAAUAACAGACACACAAUGAUCUGCCAUACUGUAUAGAGGAACAAUUGAAAACUGUUUUAUUCCUCAAUAAACUCAAUAUUCAAACCCUCA
Messenger RNA from Pimephales promelas (fathead minnow), 601 nucleotides. Lineage: Eukaryota; Metazoa; Chordata; Actinopteri; Cypriniformes; Leuciscidae. The record is from RefSeq and is a predicted model, not a curated record.